UUGCAGUUAGCUAUGUAUCUUUGCUGUGUUCGUUGUGAACGUUUUUUUUUAACAUCUUCCGUGUAUUUAUCUUUUCAUGUUUGAAAUUGGUCCACUUUUCAAAAUCCAUUAAAAAUGAAAGAUAAAUAUUCUUAUCAGAUGUAUAAUACUUUACAUUAGUAGUGGAUGCUUUUUAUUGAGGCUGUAAAGCUAUUUUCUCCACAAAUGGACAACACGGUUGAUAAUUUUUUUAAUGAAAUUGACCAAAUAGCUCCCCCAAAAGAGUGCAGUAAAGGAGGUUGUGAUUGGCAAGAAUGUUUUGAUAGUAGCAGUGGUUUUUCUUAUUAUUGGAAUGUUAAAACGGAUCAAGUCACCUGGGAGGCUCCUACAGAAUUUAAAUUGUGGAAACAGGAGAAUCCAAACCACAAUGCCACAAAUCAAAAACCAGCAGUAGCACCUCUAUUUCCAAGUACACUUUCAAGUACAAAGAUAUACAAAUUGCAAGACGAUGUUACAAAUAUAACAAAUAAUCGGCAAGAAUCGAGUACCACUGCUAAAUCGACUAGAAAUGAUAGAGUAGUAUUAAUUCCAUCCUAUGGAGAUGGUUCAGACUCCGAAACAGAGGAGAGUAACGAAGAAGUUAAAGCUAAUGUGGUUAAACCUCAUCCGUCUCCAAAAAAGUUAAAAGAAAAUUCCAAACAGCCCUCCAAAAACAAUAGCGAGGAUGACGACAUUGAUUUACUUACAAAAUUACAAAAACGUGCUAAAAUUCUCAAAGAUUUAGGGGGUGAACUUCCUCCCGAUGUCAAAAAGAUUGUUGAGCAAAACGGUUCUUUUACGAAGAAAGAAUCUCAGCAUAAAGUUAAAAGUGAAGGGUUUUCAUUAGUGGCCGGGUACGGAGAGUCUGAUGAUGAAGAUGAAGCAACCCGCAAAACCUCAGAUGCAAGUUCACCACCUGCAACCGAAAUCGAUUCGGGUUGCAGCACUCUUUUUUCAACCUUAAAACCGAUUGACGUUAAACAAUUCCUUGAGUCCAAAAAGGAAACUGAAACAGAACCGAUAGAAACGAAAGUAUUUCAUAGAAAACGCAGAAUCGGUAUAGAUUUCAAUUUAGACAAAUCAAAAACAGAUACAUCUCCGGCAGAAGGAGAACGACAAGGGCUAGGUUUUAAAAGUGAAACUGACAAUAAAUCGUCUGCUCAAGAUAAGACGAAAAUAAACUACCCCGGAUUUCAAAGCGGAGGGCUAAUUUUUGUUAAAUCGGAUGUAUUAAAUCCAGUUAAUGAGGUGGAGGAAAGAGAAACUGAGUCGGAUGUAAACAAGGCAGAAACUUUAAAGAAGAUCGAAGAAACGCAUAAAACCUUAAACGAGAAGUUAACUUUCUUAAGUGAAGGUCGUGAUCCAGUGUCUCCUGUUCAAAUAAUUAUAAUUCAAAUGGAGACGUUAUACGAAGCCAUGAAAGCUGGAAGCUUAACAGUUACCUAUCUACAUAAAUGGUUGAAAGAAACCUGCUCGGAAUUGGUGAAGUUGGAAAAAGAUGCAGCUCCCAAUGGUUGGCUCCUACAGUGGGAUAGGGUAAACAAGCGUUAUUACUAUCGCAACCAACAAACAGGUGAGAGUCAGUGGCAAUAUCCUCAACCGGAUAUCGUGGGUGGCGAUGAAGCAAUGGAUAUUUGUACAACACCUCCCCCAACCUUAACAGAUUCUGUAAUUAACGAAUCGGUGUUACCUGCACCCACAGCGCCCGUUCCUGUACGACCACCACCACCUCCGAGAAUUAAAAGCCCCACACCCCCACCACCACCAAUUAUAUCAAAAAAUGUUAAGCAACGAAAAAAAGUAAAGUCUCCUAGAGCCGUCGGAGCAGUUCAGGAGUUACCUCCAUUACCAAGUGGUGAACCUCUUCCUCCGGGCGUUGAUUCACUGCCAGAACCAGCUCAUAAAGAGGAAAGUCAAAAUAGCAAAAAGGAUUCAUUAGGUUCUGAGCUUAAUUCUUUCUACUCCGAUUUGGCUGCUAUGGAAACAGUAGUAGGUAAUACGGUACCAGAAACACAGUUGGUCGCUGAGACUGUUUUAAGUGAUAAUAUGUCUUCAAAUACUGUGCCGAAGAAAAAGAAAAAGUCUAAAGUCAAAUUAGUCGAAGGUUUAGCAAUGAAAAAGAAAGGAGUAUCCAAGCUUGUUGAAAGAUGGAAAAAUGUUCAAAAGGAUUAUAAUUAAAAUAUCUGGGAGAAAUUUGACUUAACAUACUUAAAUUAUUUUUAUUAUGGAAAUACGUGAUAAUGUGCUUGUAUAUUAGGUUUGCAUAAAGCUAUUGUGAUUUUUCUAGAAGUGAUUUUUAUGCAACAACAAUUUUGAUUACUAAUUUAGAUGAUUAUAUAAAAUAUUCCGCUACUAUAUCAACAUUGACCAAUCGUCCCUUGUAAAUUUAUUAUUCACAGAAAUUCAAAAACUAAGAGUAGUAUCCUUUUUCUGUACAAAACCUCCAUUUUUAAUAACUAAUAAAAUAACAUCCUUUA
Messenger RNA from Photinus pyralis (common eastern firefly), 2495 nucleotides. Its product is annotated as formin-binding protein 4-like. The coding region runs from base 166 to 2196 and encodes 676 amino acids. Gene Ontology annotation, molecular function: protein binding. NCBI's taxonomy places the organism in Eukaryota, Metazoa, Arthropoda, Insecta, Coleoptera, Lampyridae. The transcript has 9 exons. The record is from RefSeq and is a predicted model, not a curated record.